GUGAAAUUACGCAUUCGUUCAUGAUCUGCAAAUCCGUACAAAUUUAAAACCCCUUCCCUGUUCUCCGCUAGACGAGACGAGGGAAGUCGCAUCUACCAUCCCCAGGCGAACAUCUCCCACCAAAUCACCGUCGUUUUCCACCAUUUCCAAGCUCACUUCUUCUAAAUCAACAUCCUAGUCCCUUCAUAAUGAGCUCUCCGGCAAUUCCUGGAGGCACUAGAUUCUGUUCUGGAUUCACGAGACUAUGCAAGGGUCUGGCCGUGGUUCUUGUUGCCGGCCACAUUGUGGUUCAGAUUUUGCCUUCGGCUGUUUCCUAUCUCGCCCUCAUCCCUGCCAAGACGAUUCCUUUUGCGUGGAACCUCAUAACAGCUGGUUACAUUGAACAAUCAAUACAUGGGGUGGUUGUCAGCACUUUAUGCCUCCUUGUCAUGGGGAAGCUACUUGAACCUGUGUGGGGUUCUAAGGAGUUCUUGAAGUUCAUUUUCAUAGUCAACUUUCUUACUUCGGUGUGUGUUUUCAUUACAACUAUUGCCUUGUACUACAUAAUGAGGCAGGAAAAUUACCUUUAUUUGCCCAUUUCUGGCUUCCAAGGGGUCCUGUCAGGUUUCUUGGUUGGCAUGAAGCAAAUUAUACCUGACCAGGAACUGUCCUUAUUGAGAAUAAAGGCAAAGUGGCUUCCAUCUAUUGCAGUAUUGCUAGCUACCGCUGUAAGCUUAUUUACGCCUGAUUCAACGGCAUAUCUCCCAACCAUUAUUUUUGGCACGUACAUGAGCUGGAUUUAUCUGAGAUACCUACAGAGGAAACCAGAAGCAAAACUAAGGGGUGAUCCAAAUGAUGAUUUUGCAUUCUCUACUUUCUUUCCUGAAUUUCUUAGACCAGUUAUUGAUCCUAUUGCUUCAAUAUUCCAUCGGAUGCUUUGUGGAAUAUCUGAAACUUCAACUGAAGCACAUGGUUAUACUUUGGGAGGUGCUCCAUUGCCUGGUUCAGACCCCAUUGAGGCGUCUAGGAGGAGGGAAAGGGGAGCUAGAGCACUGGAAGAAAGAUUGGCAGCUGAGAGGUUGGCUGCUGCUGCAAGGAGCGAAGAGGAGUCAAAAAAAGAUGCUUUGGAGAAUGUUUGAUAGCUUGGUCAUAUUCUUAUGGAGAACUCAAAGUUGUAUUUUGAUGACUGCUGAUAGAAUUUUGUGCAGUGUUUGGAGAUCAGUUUUCUAUUCUGAUUUCUGGAUGACAUUUUUGUGAUACGUGUUUGCUGUGGAUUAUUAUUUUAUUCAUAUAGUGAAAUUUGUAGCUGUAAUGAGCAUAUUGUUUCAUCAUUCCUCAAAGCUCAAGAAAUAUAAAUUUCUUUCCAUA
Manihot esculenta (cassava) is the source of this 1347-nucleotide messenger RNA. RefSeq names its product rhomboid-like protein 19. NCBI's taxonomy places the organism in Eukaryota, Viridiplantae, Streptophyta, Magnoliopsida, Malpighiales, Euphorbiaceae. Gene Ontology annotation, biological process: retrograde vesicle-mediated transport, Golgi to endoplasmic reticulum. The transcript has 8 exons. Bases 189 to 1118 code for a protein of 309 amino acids. The record is from RefSeq and is a predicted model, not a curated record. Gene Ontology annotation, cellular component: membrane; Golgi apparatus.